Messenger RNA from Plasmodium coatneyi, 1719 nucleotides. Its product is annotated as KIR protein. The record is from RefSeq and is a predicted model, not a curated record. The transcript has 3 exons. The coding region runs from base 1 to 1719 and encodes 572 amino acids. NCBI's taxonomy places the organism in Eukaryota, Apicomplexa, Aconoidasida, Haemosporida, Plasmodiidae.
AUGAAAUUGCCCUCCUAUAGAGAUUACUAUAAAAAGUUUAAUGGAGGCUGCAAUGAAUGUGAUGAAUGUGAUAGUACAUUCAAGCAGAAGUUGCAAAGUGCCUUGCAAAAGUGUCCCCAUAUUGACAGUUCUACAAAUAUGAUUUUGAAAGCGUGCUGUUGUAUAUCCCAGGAUGGAAAUAAGGAGGGUCCAGAAUAUAAGAAGAAAUGUAAUUUCUUUUAUUAUUGGGCUUUGGACAAGUUAAUUAAGGAAGACAAAAGUUGCUCAUUCUCACAAAUAGUAGAAGGAGUCAUCAGUGCACUGGAAAAUUUCCUACAGACAGAUACAUGUGAAAUUUUGGACUCAGAGAAUAUUGGUGAGGAUAUUAUCAAAGAUAGGAAAACAAUAUUUGAAUAUUGGCAUAACUACAAUGAUAUACAAUUGCUAUUACGGGGAAGUGGGUCUGGAUGUGCUCAGAAAUAUAUUAACUACAUAAGGGCCCUUGAUACAGUUUAUAAAAGGGUACAAGGAGAAUGUAAGAGCCAACAUGAUAAUCCAUAUUGUGAAGAAUUUCAAAAGAAGCAGGAUGAAUACGAUCCGGAUAAACUGCUUAAUACAACAUGUCCUACAGGGGCAUCGAGACCUGAAGAUACGGCGGAGAAGGCAAAGCAACUACUGAAGGAGAAAUGCCAAAAGAAAAAGCUACCCUCGGAAAAAGUAUAUUGUGAAUUGAACAAUACCACGCAUCCGUGUAGUGAUAAUUAUGAAAUCAGCACAAAAGCAACAAGGGAUGAGCUGAAGAACAUGUUGCAGCAGAACGAGGUAUGGGGGAGUUACGAAGAUCAAAUUGUGCUUGGGUUCUGUUAUGCAUCUAAAAUGAAUAAAGGGAGUGGUUCUGAUAAAAAGUACUGUCAACACUUCUAUUAUUGGCUGCAGACUAUGCUAUACAUGGCAAAGGACCUCAAUACGACCUUCGGAACAAUUAUGAAAAACAUAUACAGAAAAUUGAAGGACCUGAAUAUUGAGGAUGAAUGUACUGAAAUAUACGCCAAUAUUGAACAUGCCAUCUAUCAGAAUAUGAGAACAGUAUUUGAUUACACGCAGGACUAUGAAACUAUAGAAACAUGUGCACGGAAUCCCCAUUCCUCUGAGCCCCAGUGUGCCGAUAAAUAUCACGGUUACUUGCAAAAAGUUCUUCCAACCUACGAAUAUAUGAGCAUAAAAUGUCCAAAGGAGAAAGAUAAUAAUGAAAAAUGGUGUAUGGACUUUCAGAAAAUGGCUAAUCAACACAGUUAUGAUGAACUAUUACAAUUGAAAUGCUCCUUAAAACAUACACCGGAAUGUACAAAUAUUACCGCUGCUAUAUUGGGCACACUAACCUCGAUAGGUCUACCAGUGCUCAGUUUUUUCCUAUAUAAAUAUAACCUCCUACCUUCUUCGUUCUUUAACAAAUUUGGGAAAAACAGCGGAAGAAGGAGUACAAGAAGGGGAAGAUCCACUGGACGUCAUCACUUUGACGACACAUUCACAGAGGGUGACACUUCAACAACAUUAGGUGACUCCACGGAAAACGACUCAACAAUAGGUUCCACACUUGGUUCAACAACAGAUGGAUCUACCAUAUAUAAUGGUAGGCCACCACCACCCACCAGAGGAAGGGGAAGAACAGGAGCAGCAAAUAAUAAUAAUAAUAGAAGAGGAGGGGAAAGCAGGAAGAAUAUUAGUUAUCAGCGUAUUUAA